Molecule: messenger RNA, 708 nt
Organism: Leptidea sinapis
Lineage: Eukaryota; Metazoa; Arthropoda; Insecta; Lepidoptera; Pieridae
Product: histone H2B
Exons: 1
Coding region: 20-394 (124 amino acids)
Cellular component (GO): nucleosome
Molecular function (GO): structural constituent of chromatin; DNA binding; protein heterodimerization activity
Source: RefSeq, a predicted model, not a curated record
CACUCGUCUAAAUCGCAUCAUGGCACCCAAGACGAGCGGUAAGGCGGCGAAAAAGUCCGGCAAGGCGCAGAAGAAUAUUUCGAAGACAGACAAAAAAAAGAAGAAGCAUAAGAGGAAGGAGAGUUACGCCAUCUACAUCUACAAAGUGCUCAAGCAGGUGCACCCGGACACCGGUAUCUCGUCGAAGGCCAUGUCCAUCAUGAACUCUUUCGUGAACGACAUCUUCGAACGUAUCGCGGCCGAGGCGUCCCGUCUUGCGCACUACAACAAGCGUUCCACGAUCACAUCCCGGGAGGUGCAAACGAGCGUGAGGCUCCUGCUGCCCGGUGAGCUGGCCAAGCACGCGGUCAGCGAGGGCACCAAGGCGGUGACCAAGUACACGAGCUCGAAGUGAAGAAGAUAUUUAAUAUUAAUUAUAAAGGCCCUUUUCAGGGCCACUAUUUGGUUCAGAUACAGAUUAGAUCAUGAUAGUUUUAUUUUGUGUGUGCGCGCACCAUUCGCCACUACAAUAUAUCGCUAUUAUGCUCUCAUAUUAAUUUAUUUAUUUCUACCGAUAACAUAUUGCGUUGUUGUUGUUAUAAAGCAUACGUUUACUACAUUAUAUGUAAUUUAUAUAAUAUUACCUAUGUAUUGGUCGUUUAUUAUAUUUAGCGGCAAGUUUACAUACGCUACGAAUUAUUUAUAAGUAUCUAGGAUAUUAAAAAUUAA